This is a messenger RNA of Cetraspora pellucida, 165 nucleotides long. NCBI's taxonomy places the organism in Eukaryota, Fungi, Glomeromycota, Glomeromycetes, Diversisporales, Gigasporaceae. The record is from the annotation of a GenBank genome assembly.
GAUAAAGUUAGAAAAUAUAAACAUAAAUCAAUUCAAGCUGAUAAGAUGAGCAAAAGAUUAAGAGUUGAAUACAUUGAAUUAAAUCAAGACAAUUUGGAUAAAGAUCAAAAAAAAGGUGAUAAAGAACCUGAAGAUAAUAAUGAAUAUAUUAAUAAUGAUGAGUAA